This is a messenger RNA of Stylonychia lemnae, 1161 nucleotides long. The record is from the annotation of a GenBank genome assembly. NCBI's taxonomy places the organism in Eukaryota, Ciliophora, Spirotrichea, Sporadotrichida, Oxytrichidae.
AUGACAAAGCUAUAAUCACCUAAGAAAAAGGUUGUAAAACCUAAGAAGCAUCUUGUAUAAAUUGGAAUGAUGAUGCAGAAAACUAAAAAGCCAAGAGCAGUUCCAUUAAGAUAAGGAACUCUGACCAUAAUAAACUAAGCUGCUAUAGAUGCCAAAAUAAAAAGGAAUCAUUAGCAGGAGGAUACUGAGUAGGACAUUUUUCUAGCAGGAAACAAAAAGUAAAUGCCUGAACAAGCUAAAAUUAAGCUUAAGUGGAAAACCAUAUAAUAUCUGCUUGAGAAUAAAAAACCAUAAAUUGAGAUGCUUACUAGUAACUUAAAAGAACUUAUAACUGAAGUAAAGAAUGAUAAGAAAUCUCUUUUAAGAGGAGCUGCUGCGAGAAGUGAGAAGGCAAAACGCCUUGGAACCACUCUAUUAAAAGUAAUGUCAAGUGUUGAAACUAAAGAUGACUCAGCUGAGAGAAGAGCUACAGAAAAUGAUAGCGACAAAGGCUUAAAUAGAGAUGAAUUUGCUAAGCUACUAGCUAUGAUAGGUUUAGGUACAGAUAAAAACUUGAUAGAAAAACUAUUCUGGAUAUUUGAUGAUGAUGGUAAUGGUGAAGUAGAUCAUAAAGAAUUAGCUGUUGGGCUUGAGAUGUUAAAAGAAAACACAUUUGCAGAUAAAAUCGAUAGAUUUUUCGACAUUUGUGAUGAAGAUGGAAGUGGUACAAUUGACAGAAAAGAGUUUUACAAUUUACUUAAACUAUCAAUGGUAAAUUAUGAAGAUGUUUCUAGUUUGAAGAGUCUAGUUAAAAAGCUAUUCGCAAUGGUUGAUAAAAGAGGGACCGGUGAAAUUACAAAGCAAGAGAUGCAAUAUGCUUGCUAGAAUAACUAGUAGAUUAAAGAUCUAAUCGAGAAGAAUGUUAAGAUACUUAAGGAAGUUGAUCAUUGGAUUGAAAGUGAUCUUGAAAAGCCAUUCCACACCAGAAUUACAUUUACCCUAGGCAAUUCAAAUUCAAGGUCUAAGGGAGUGUACUAUCCUUCGAUAAACAAAUUGGUUGCUGCUCUUGAAGAAAGAGAAAAUGUCAUUAGAAAUUAUGAGUCUAUUAAAGAAGAAAACAGACUAAAUAUGAGAAAGUUAAAAGGUAUUCAGCAUGAAGAUGAAUCUGAAGAUGAAUACUGA